Messenger RNA from Capsella rubella, 1349 nucleotides. RefSeq names its product transcription factor GTE6. The transcript is spliced from 8 exons. Gene Ontology annotation, biological process: regulation of DNA-templated transcription. Lineage: Eukaryota; Viridiplantae; Streptophyta; Magnoliopsida; Brassicales; Brassicaceae. The record is from RefSeq and is a predicted model, not a curated record. Gene Ontology annotation, molecular function: protein binding. Gene Ontology annotation, cellular component: nucleus. The coding region runs from base 87 to 1175 and encodes 362 amino acids.
CAAUUUUGGCAUAAUUCUUGCGAGGAUUUUUCUCUGGUUCGUUGGUCCUUGACUCCACAGUGAGAGAGAAGAGAACCUGCAAAACUAUGGCUGAUUCAGUGCCAGAGUUAGGUCAAAUCUCCGGCGGAGAUUUUCAGGCGCUCCCUGUCGAGGCUGAGUGUAUCAAGCAGCGCCUCGAUGAGGUUAUCAAUUGGGUUGAUUCGCUUGAGGACAAAUUGAAAGAAGUAGAGGAGUUUUACUCGAGCAUUGGUGUCUCAAACUCUGGCUCUAGCGGUAAAGAUGCAGAUAAAGGGAGGCAAGUUGUGGGGAUUCGGAAGAUUCAACAAGAGGCGGCUCGUAGAGAAGCUGUUGCUGCUAAAAGAAUGCAGGACCUUAUGCGUCAGUUCGGAACUAUCUUCCGUCAGAUAACUCAGCAUAAGUGUGCAUGGCCAUUUAUGCAUCCUGUCAAUGUAGAAGGUCUUGGUUUGCAUGACUACUUUGAGGUUAUUGACAAGCCUAUGGACUUCAGCACAAUAAAGAAUCAAAUGGAGGCUAAGGAUGGUACUGGGUACAAACAUGUUAUGCAAAUAUAUGCCGAUAUGCGGUUAGUAUUUGAGAACGCUAUGAAUUAUAAUGAAGAAACGAGUGAUGUUUUCUCUAUGGCAAAAAAGUUACUAGAAAAGUUUGAGGAGAAAUGGGUACAGUUUCUUCCAAAGGUCCAAGAAGAGGAGAAAAUACGGGAGGAAGAGGAGAAGCAAGCAGCAACAGAGGCGCUGCUAGCAAAAGAAGCAUCUCAUAUCAAAACAACUAGAGACUUGAGCAAUGAGAUUUGCCAUGCUAAUGACGAGCUGGAGAAGCUAAUGCGUAAAGUUGUGGAAAGAUGCAGAAAAAUCACAACUGAGGAGAAGCGUAAUAUUGGGUUGGGAUUGUUGAAACUGUCUCCGGAAGAUCUACAGAAAGUGUUGGCUAUAGUUGCUCAAGCUGACCCGAGCUUCCAAUCUAGAGCAGAAGAAGUGAAUAUUGAGAUGGACGGACUGGACGAACCAACACUAUGGAGGCUAAAGUUCUUUGUGAAGGAUGCGUUGGAGAAUACAAUAAAGAAGAAGAAAGAGGAAGAGACAAAGAAAGAGGGUUCAAACAAACGAAAUGCGACCACCAAGUUAGCUGAGCGAAACUCGAAGCGGUCACGCUCGUGAUCCACAAUUGCUUUCUGAGGACACAAGACCUGAAAACAGAAAAAUCUUCAAUGAGAUGAAUCUCCUUUGUAUAUACGUUUUUGUAGUAGUCGUUCUCUAGUGUCUGGAUUCUACUAAGUACUUAAACAUUGACAAAUGCAAUCUAUAAAUAAAGCGUUUGCCUUUGUGAUUCAA